GCUCCCCGUAUCGUUAUUCCACGUGUCGCCCCCGAACGAACAAGAUCAUUAUCCAUGGCCGACGACGACGACGACCAGAUCCGAUCUCACUCCGAUUCACCCGAUCCUUCUUCUUCUUCUCCGCCGCCGCCAGGAAAAUUCACGGUAACGGUGGCUUCCCCAGCUCCGCCGCGUCAGAAAGAUCCCGACGCGUCGCCUCUUGCGCUGCUUCCGAUCAAAUCCAGCGGCGGCGGAGGGAGGGAGGAUUGCUGGAGCGAGAGAGCUACGGGCGUUCUGAUCGAUGCGUGGGGGAAGAUUCACUUGGAGCUGAGCAGAGGGAACCUGAAACAGAAGCACUGGGAAGAGGUGGCGGAGACGGUGAGAAGGAAGGCGGAGGAUAACGGUAAGACUCCCAAGACGGAUGUACAGUGCAAGAACAGGAUGGAUACGGUCAAGAAGAAGUAUAAGCAAGAGAAGUUAACACGUGGCCGUAGCAGCAGCUGGGUGUUCUUUGAUAAGCUUGACCGUUUGAUUGGUUCAACGGCCAAGAUCUCAUCUCCACCUCCUCCUAGAGGGUUGCUUAAGAUUCCUAUGGGGAAAAGUUGGAAUCUUUACCAUCGGCAAGGUGAGGCUGAAACGCCGCGUUUUGGGGAUAAGGCUAGGGUUAAAGCUGCUUCGAAGAGUUGGUUUGAUUCAGAUUCGGAGUCUGAAGCAACUAUGUCAGAGGACUCUGGAGAUCGUUUACCGCCUCCUCCUCUGUCGAAGAGGAAGCAAGGAGGAGGAAACACGUGGAGGGAGGUGAGUAGUGCCAUCAUGAGAUUUGGUGAAGCUUACGAGCAAAUAGAGAAUGCGAAGCUGCGACAGGUGGCUGAGAUGGAGAAAGAGAGGUUGAGGUUCUUCAAGGAGGUGGAGAUGCAGAGGAUGCAGUUCUUUGUGAAGAUUCAGUUUGAGUUGUCGCAGCUUAAGCAGCAAGGGAGGAGAAUGGGAAACAAUAGUAAUAACAUGAAUGCGAUUGUCAACAAUAGCAACAACGAUGUUAGGAACUAGUAGAGUUUAGUGAUUUCAGUUCGUAUUUUAGAUUUGAGUUUUGAAAAUUGUUCAAAAGAAGAAACUUUAUUUUUAGGAUUUAUGAGUGUAUUAAUAUUUUACCAUUUUUUUGUUGAAAAGAAAAUUAGAUUUGAGUUUAAUUUGCUUUUCCGACAAGCUGUGACCGAACGGUAUAAUUUGAGGGGGAAUAAAAUUAUAAAACCAUUAAA
Messenger RNA from Brassica rapa (field mustard), 1235 nucleotides. RefSeq names its product trihelix transcription factor ASIL2. Gene Ontology annotation, cellular component: nucleus. Gene Ontology annotation, molecular function: transcription cis-regulatory region binding. NCBI's taxonomy places the organism in Eukaryota, Viridiplantae, Streptophyta, Magnoliopsida, Brassicales, Brassicaceae. The record is from RefSeq and is a predicted model, not a curated record.